AUGUGGCAGCGAGAGGGCGGGAGGCGAGCGGUGGGCGCCCGCCUGGUGCGGCUGUUGCUGGCGUUGGCCGCGGUGGCCGCCGAGUCUGCAGCCGGGAUUCCGCGCCGCUACACUCCGGACUGGCCGAGCCUGGACUCUCGGCCGCUCCCUGGCUGGUUCGAUGAGGCCAAGUUCGGGGUGUUCGUACACUGGGGCGUGUUCUCGGUGCCCGCCUGGGGCAGCGAGUGGUUCUGGUGGCACUGGCAAGGCGAGCGGCUGCCACAGUACCAGCGCUUCAUGCGCGACAACUACCCGCCCGGCUUCAGCUACGCCGACUUCGGGCCGCAGUUCACCGCGCGCUUCUUCGACCCGGACCGGUGGGCCGACCUCUUCCUCGCCGCGGGGGCCAAGUAUGUGGUCCUGACCACAAAGCAUCAUGAAGGCUUCACAAACUGGCCCAGCCCUGUGUCCUGGAACUGGAAUUCGAAGGAUGUGGGGCCCCACCGUGAUUUGGUGGGUGAGUUGGGAGCAGCUGUCCGGAAGAGGAACAUACGCUAUGGCCUCUACCACUCACUCUUAGAGUGGUUCCAUCCACUCUACCUACUUGACAAGAAAAAUGGCUUCAAAACUCAGCAUUUUGUCAGCGCAAAAACAAUGCCAGAGCUGUACGACCUGGUUAACAGCUACAAGCCUGAUCUGAUCUGGUCUGAUGGGGAGUGGGAGUGUCCUGACACUUACUGGAACUCCACAUCUUUCCUCUCCUGGCUCUACAAUGACAGCCCUGUCAAGGAUGAGGUGGUAGUCAACGACCGAUGGGGCCAGAACUGCUCCUGUCACCAUGGAGGAUACUACAACUGCCAGGAUAAAUACUCACCGCACAGCUUGCCUGAUCACAAGUGGGAGAUGUGCACCAGCGUCGACAGGAUGUCCUGGGGCUAUCGGCGCGACAUGACCAUGUCUGCCAUCGCAAGCGAGUUUGAAAUCAUUUCAGAACUGGUUCAAACAGUAAGUCUGGGAGGCAACUAUCUUCUCAACAUUGGACCAACUAAAGAUGGACUGAUUGUUCCUAUCUUCCAAGAAAGGCUUCUUGCUGUUGGCAGCUGGCUGCAAGUCAAUGGGGAGGCCAUCUAUGCCUCCAGACCGUGGAGGGAGCAGUACGAAAAGAACACGACGUCUGUAUGGUAUACCUCAAAAGAAUCAGCUGUUUAUGCCAUCUUUCUGCAUUGGCCAGACAAUGGAGUCUUAGUCCUUACAUACCCCAUAACUUCCUCAACCACAAAGGUAACGAUGCUGGGAAUAGAAGGAGAGUUGAAGUGGACCACGGAGUACUCUGUAGGGCUCCUCAUCUCUCUGCCCCAGCUGCCGCCCUCUGCUCUCCCGGUGAAGUUCGCCUGGACUGUAAAGCUGACCGACGUGAAGUGACGGCCAGGCUUCCAGAGAGGGACCCUGUUGCUGCGUGCUGCAUUGAUUUUUCUCUCAGCACCAUUAUGACAAUAAAGUAACUUCUCUUUCCUA
Jaculus jaculus (lesser Egyptian jerboa) is the source of this 1494-nucleotide messenger RNA. RefSeq names its product alpha-L-fucosidase 1 (gene Fuca1). Gene Ontology annotation, biological process: fucose metabolic process; glycoside catabolic process. Gene Ontology annotation, molecular function: alpha-L-fucosidase activity. The record is from RefSeq and is a predicted model, not a curated record. The transcript has 8 exons. The coding region runs from base 1 to 1401 and encodes 466 amino acids. Lineage: Eukaryota; Metazoa; Chordata; Mammalia; Rodentia; Dipodidae. Gene Ontology annotation, cellular component: lysosome.